This is a messenger RNA of Moneuplotes crassus, 1842 nucleotides long. NCBI's taxonomy places the organism in Eukaryota, Ciliophora, Spirotrichea, Euplotida, Euplotidae. The record is from the annotation of a GenBank genome assembly.
UGUCAGUUGAAGUGAAGGGAAACACUGAAAAUGAGUAUUAUGUCUCUCUAGGCAAGAGGCUAAAGAGACGGUCUGAAGAGUUCAGGAACACAGUCAACCUCAACGCUAAGGAAAUAGCUAAAGAAAAACGGAAAUAAAAUAGAUUCUAAAUGGAAACGUGAGUACAAGAUGAAGCUUAUCUAUCCAAAUAAGCAUUCCUAAGGCAGAACACAAGAAGAUAAUUGAUGUUUUACAGAAAUAAGGAAGAAUGGCCUAAAAUAUUGAAUAGUAUGUACAGUAUUGAGGAAGAAACCCCUCAACCUGAAGAGCCAAAAGAACCCAAAGAGGCUCAUAAGCCUAAAAAUUUCGCAAAUAUUGGAAAAGAAGAACUUAAUAAACAUCUUUCUGGUGUACAGUCGAUCGAAUUGAGGAUAAAUAAUAGUACUAGUAUAUUAGAUGUCAAACAAACUGAUAAAGAAUCCUCAAGGUCAUCGACAAUUAGUAUCAGGAAAAAUCUAAAUGAGAAUUAUGAUCCAAAAAUGCGAGAGAAACCACCAAGUAUAUAUGAAAAAGUUGGCUCAAUACACUCUGUCCAUACUCAAUCUCAUUCAAAAGAGCCUGUUUCGAAGAAAUCCUUGCUAGGACCAGCCAAGACUUUGCUUAACAAGUCACGUAAAAUAGCGAAACAGAGACAAUCCAGAAGUGUUUCUCCAUCUAAAAAGUUCCAACAAAGGAGAGAAAAGUGGGUGUACAAGCCCUCACCAGACGAACUUCUUAACAGAGAUCCCUCGCCUUCUGAAUUCCGAUCCAGAUGCCGGACCAACAUGAAGAAUGCUAUUGAUGAGAUCAAGAGAGGCUUUAAUCAGAAUAUUUACAUGAAAAAGGUGAUUAGUAAUAUUAAGAAUCGGACCAGAAUAAAACUCAACAAAGCUGCGAUGAGUGUCCCAAAGAUCUGGAUGAGUCAGGAAGAACUCCAGAGGACCAACAAUGCCAAGUAUAAGAUCACUGGGUCAAGACUCAAGACUAUUUUUGGGAAUAAGGCACAAAAUGUGCCAAAAAAUCGAAAUAAAUGCUCUACCAAGCAUGAAGGACUCAGUUAUACAAUGAAUACUUUUGAAUACGCAGACUCUAGGAAUAUGAACAAGAGUGCACAGGGAAUCCUUAAAGCUUCCAAUUCAGGAAAGACUAUUAAGUUCAAAAAUGAAGCAUCUCCAAUAGAUUACUCAACAACCUUCCAAUGCGAGCUAGGAAAUAGCUUUGAAUCUAAAUUCUCUACAUGAAACACGAAUGAUCCAAGGGUAAACUUUCCUGAUUUGGAUAACAUCAACGAGGGACCCUUCUGUAACUCCAAAACAAUGAUCAUUCAGGACAACCAAGAAAUGAAAACAUACUCAGUCCAUGAAGAUGAUUUUUAUAGCAAUAUGGACUCUAAGCUCGGCAAGAGCUUGAUAGAUCUGAUCAAUGAGAAGUCUCCUAAUAGCAGAGUUCGCAAUAAAGACCUGAGAAAGGACUCUAGGUCGAGGAUGAACUUUAAGCUACCCUCUUUCCCAUUCUGUAAGACUUGUAAUAAGAACAACACUGAUUUCCUUCAGAACAAGAACUAUUUAGUCUUCCGAGAUGAGAGAAGCAAUAGUGUGUUAUACCCAAAAGACUCUUUUAUCUCAAAACUUCAGAGUGGAGAACUAGAAGUAGCCAACGGCUUCAAGAAUAUCAAGAUGAUACAUAAGGCUAUAGAGGACUAUCAGAUCAAGAAUGGUGCUUCUCCUGAGAGGGAUUUUGAUUACUCGUUUGCUAAGAAGUAAUAUCUAGCCCCUUACUUUCAUUAUCCUGAGCAACAAAACCAAAUAUUCAAUCUCUAAUAAC